Messenger RNA from Penicillium lagena, 870 nucleotides. Its product is annotated as alpha/beta fold hydrolase. The transcript has a single exon. The coding region runs from base 1 to 870 and encodes 289 amino acids. Gene Ontology annotation, molecular function: epoxide hydrolase activity. NCBI's taxonomy places the organism in Eukaryota, Fungi, Ascomycota, Eurotiomycetes, Eurotiales, Aspergillaceae. The record is from RefSeq and is a predicted model, not a curated record.
AUGGGCGUGACAGAGAACAAGACCGUCCUCCUGCCAUCUGGCGUCAAGAUUUUCUAUCGAGAGCAAAGCCAAGUACGGAAUUCUCCAGUAAUCCUACUACUCCAUGGCUUCCCAUCAUCUUCGCACCAAUACCGCAAUUUGAUCCCUCUUCUCGGGGCCAAGUAUCGCGUGAUAGCUCCAGAUCUUCCAGGAUUCGGAUUCACCGAAACUCCAUCAACCUUCAGUUACACCUUUGACAACCUGGCAACUACCAUGGCCGAGUUUCUUGACAAGCUGUCCAUUACCAAAUUCUCCAUGUACAUCUUCGACUACGGCGCACCGACCGGUUUGAGACUCGCUCUCCAGCGACCAGACUCAGUCCAAGCCAUCAUCUCACAAAACGGAAACGCCUAUGUCGAGGGCUUCGGCGAUGUCUGGGGUCCUAUCCAAGACCUCUGGGCUAGCAACAACGCCCCCGAACACCGCGCCAAGGUUGGGCAGGCGAUGCUUACUAUGGAGAUGACCAAGUUUCAGUACGAGAACGGCUCUCCGGAUAUCAGCCGUAUUGCACCAGAGUCGUAUUAUCUUGACUACUCUUUGAUGGAGCGUCCAGGAAAUAAGGACAUCCAGUUGGACUUGUUCAUGGAUUACCGGAACAAUGUGCCACUUUAUGAAGAUUUCCAAGCCUACUUCCGAAAAUCGAGCGUCCCUCUUCUUGCUAUUUGGGGCAAAAAUGAUGUGUUUUUUAUUCCGCCGGGGGCCGAAGCGUUCAAAAGAGACCUGCCACAUGCCGAUAUCAAAUUGAUUGAUGCGGGGCACUUUGCGGUCGAGACGGAUUAUGAGUACAUUGCGAAGGAGAUCUUGAUCUUCUUGGACAAAAAUUCUCUGUGA